AUGUUAGAGCAUAUUCUUUACAGGGAAUCGCUGCAAAACCAACAUCAAGUUCAGCAGCAAUUACCUCUACAACAACCUCUUCAGCAACAGCAAAACUCGAAUAUAAUGAAUCCGUUUAUAAAUGGGACCAUUGAUAUCUUUAACAAUCAGUCGAAUGCUCUUUAUAACACACCUCGUUAA
Molecule: messenger RNA, 180 nt
Organism: Ambispora leptoticha
Lineage: Eukaryota; Fungi; Glomeromycota; Glomeromycetes; Archaeosporales; Ambisporaceae
Source: the annotation of a GenBank genome assembly